Cryptococcus amylolentus CBS 6039 is the source of this 633-nucleotide messenger RNA. RefSeq lists its product as hypothetical. Bases 1 to 633 code for a protein of 210 amino acids. The record is from RefSeq and is a predicted model, not a curated record. NCBI's taxonomy places the organism in Eukaryota, Fungi, Basidiomycota, Tremellomycetes, Tremellales, Cryptococcaceae. The transcript is spliced from 3 exons.
AUGCCUAACGGCUGGCAAUCCCAGGCCACCGCCUACGAUCAACAACUCGCCGUGUUCAUCCCAGCCGAAUGGAAGAUCGACUUGACUCCAGAAGUGUAUCCUGCCAUCGACUACAUCCGCAGAUCUGAUCUCUUCGCACAAGACGAACCACCUCUACUCAAGCUGGACGCCACUGCCCUGCGCGACGCUAUCGCCUCUCGCAAAUAUACUACUUUGGCCGUAACCUCUGCUUAUGCCACGUCCGCCGCCCUUGCUCAGCAGAGUACGAACUGUCUCUCGAAUUGCUUUCUGCAGGAAGCGAAGGAGAGGGCAAAGUGGCUCGAUGAGCAGAUGGAAGCCAAGGGGCAUUGGGGACCUCUUCAUGGCGUGCCGAUCUCGGUCAAGUGCACGUAUAGUCUUGCUGGACACUAUCUAAGCUGUGGCUGUCUCACCGAUGUGAGCAAGCCUGUCCAGAAGGAAGACUCUGUGAUCAUCUCAAUCCUUCGAGCUGGGGGGGGGGGGGGGGGCGGUAAUUUCAUGGCCACAACCGCCAUCCCUCAAUCCAUCAUGCAUCUCGAAACCGACUCCUUUCUUGGUCACACUCUGAACCCUCACAAUUCUAAGCUUAGUCCAGGCGGAAGCAGCGGAGGGUAA